AGUAUCGGAAGAAUGCGUCGUCAGCUUUCACUCAUCCUCGGGAUUGUCCUGUUGGGCUGUCUUCAAGAUUACGUGUCCAGUGCGUGUCCCAGAAUAUGUCCGCCGAGUGGCGAACCCGUUUGCGGUAGCGACGGUGUCAUAUACGCGUCGCAGUGUGAAAUGCGGAAGAAGAUGUGCGGAAAGGGCAUUACCGUGGCCACGGAGAAGACGGCUUGCCUGAGGUCAUCCGGUAGCAAGUGCGAGCAUCGCUGUCCGGGCGAUCAAGAUCCGGUAUGCGGCACCGAUGGGCGUACCUACCUGAACAAGUGUAUGCUCAGGGUAGAGAUCUGCCGAGUCGGAAUCGAGCUGUCUCAUCUUGGGCCCUGCAACAAUAUUUCGGCUCACAGGGAGAACUGUCCAGUCUCGUGCGAUUACGCGCCGCUCGACGGACCGGUUUGCGGAAGCGAUGGAAACGUUUACAAAUCUACGUGUCAGAUGAAGCUGCUUACUUGCGGCCAAGGCGUCGUGCGUACAAAUAAGAAGCACUGUCAGACCACAAGACAUUGUCGUGAAUCGUGCUGGCGUGGUGCCAAGCCUGCCUGCGGUAGCGACGGCAUUUUGUACUCGAACACCUGCAAAAUGCGGGCGAAAAAUUGCGGCAAGCACGUCUUUGAAGUGCCGAUGUCGUUCUGCGUAUCUCGAGAACGGACAUCCGGAAGCAACGCGUGUCCCUUGGAUUGCAAAGAUGAGCCGGAAGUAUCGGUUUGUGGAUCGGACGGAAAUAUAUACAGGAACGAGUGCGAGAUGCAAAUGCUAAACUGUGGGCAUGCAAGAAGAAAAAUAACGGUAGUAGACUUUGAGAAGUGUCGAUCCCGGCUAACGAAAUGCAUGAAGCAACAGCAGAGAUGCGGAAGCGAAGUAGAUCCGGUUUGCGGUAGUGACGCAAAUACCUAUACAAAUCAGUGCCAUUUGAACGUAGCGAUUUGCUUAAAGGGCAUUCAAUCAGCUCAUGUUGGCGAGUGCACGACCUUGAAAGAGAUCGAACACUGCCCUGAAGACUGUGCUGAAGUACCCGAGGAACCAGUUUGUGGAAGCGACGGCAACGUUUAUCGAUCUCUGUGCUAUCUACAACGUGAGACUUGCGGCCAGAGGGUAGUUCAAGUUCCGGCGCAACACUGUCGCACUACUGCCCUUUGCAACCAGAUUUGCAGCGGGGAGCGUCAGUUUGUUUGCGGUUCCGAUAACAAGCUUUAUCGAAACGAGUGCGAGAUGAAAAGGGACAAUUGCGGGAAACACGUAUAUGUGGUACCUAUGAAGAGGUGUGUCCAAGGUUUCUUGUUUCGUGGCUGUCAGAAGAUCUGUCCACCUUAUUACGACCCGGUUUGCGGCACCGAUGGCAUGACGUACAGCAAUGAGUGCUUCCUGGAGAUUGAAAACUGCCGCAGCAGGAGCCUUGUCACGAAAAAAUAUCAUGGAGUGUGCGGACAGCCGACAGAGGAGCCGAAAAAUUAUCUCUAUUAAGCUCGACUGAGCUGGCACGGUGACACCAGAAAGAGAGAGAGAGAGAGAGAGAAAGAGAAAGAGAAGAGAGAAAUUGAUCGACAAGAUAAUUUGACUUGUAUCUCUCAGAUUU
Trachymyrmex cornetzi is the source of this 1612-nucleotide messenger RNA. Its product is annotated as agrin. NCBI's taxonomy places the organism in Eukaryota, Metazoa, Arthropoda, Insecta, Hymenoptera, Formicidae. Gene Ontology annotation, cellular component: extracellular region. The transcript is spliced from 9 exons. The coding region runs from base 13 to 1500 and encodes 495 amino acids. The record is from RefSeq and is a predicted model, not a curated record. Gene Ontology annotation, biological process: multicellular organism development; cell differentiation. Gene Ontology annotation, molecular function: protein binding.